This is a messenger RNA of Zasmidium cellare ATCC 36951, 1614 nucleotides long. RefSeq lists its product as uncharacterized. The transcript has a single exon. The coding region runs from base 1 to 1614 and encodes 537 amino acids. NCBI's taxonomy places the organism in Eukaryota, Fungi, Ascomycota, Dothideomycetes, Mycosphaerellales, Mycosphaerellaceae. The record is from RefSeq and is a predicted model, not a curated record.
AUGCACUACGCCCCUCCCCCUUCGUCCGACAUCCCAGCAACGCUCCCACCUUUCCGCGACGUCAAGCCAAUCCCAAACAGCCUCCUCGACCACAGCACCAUCUGCUUCGAAGAAGGGCUCUACUCCCAAGGCUUCGCCCUCCAAUCGCGAUGUCUCGAGUCCGGCGUCGAAACACAAACUCCCGCACGCGUACCACCUCCUCCACACCUCACCUUCGCGUCGACGCUGACGGUGCACCCGAGCUUCACGACCAGGACGGUGAAGGCGGAGCGACAUGUUGCGUCGAAUGACGCUUUGAAGUAUCUCAGACAGGCGGUCAACACGCUCGGUGCGAGAGAUGCGGAGAUGAAGACGGCGUUUCGUUUUGAGCAGAGGGAGGGAUUGAGUGAAAGGUCGAGGAGGGCGAAUACGAGGCGUUCGGACGCGAAUAGUGCUGAGGAUGAAGAGGUCGACAAGCCGGGAUUCAUACGCAGCGAUUACUACCAGAAACAAUCUCUCUGGAGCCAUGCGGAGGAUUUCUGGGCGAUCGUGGGGUGGGCGUUUAAUUGUAGUGUGCUGCAUAAGGCGAGGUGGGAGAGGUGGAAGGCUUGGUUGGAGCAGAUGCUUGAUCUUCUGCAUAACGAUUUGGAGAGGCAUGUCCAACUGCAUAAGGACGAGGGCGUGGAUGUUGGGGAAAGUCUGCUCGCGCAAUAUAUUUCAGUGGUGGGAGAGGGGCGGAAUAACAGACGCAGGAUCAUGCGUGCUAUCACUGCAGACGGCACCAAGAAGAUGGCGGCGGAGUUUGGGGAGGUCUGGAAGGACGAGACGAAGCCUCCGACGAAGAAGAAGGAAGUCGAUUAUUCGUCUAAGCGGCGCAAGCUUGAUCUCGACAACAACCAGUUUGGCGAUUAUGGAGACCCGGAUUCGGAAGACGAGGUGUCAUCGGAUGGAAAGAAACGGAAAUCUGGAUCUCUGGACGAAGGGUCUAGCAGAAGGGGCAAACGAGCCUCCAAAAGCGAUGAUGUCGACGAAGACGAUAUCGGCAGCACAUCAACCCUCACCUUCGGAGACAUGGACUCCAUCCGCCUCCGCCAGCGCCUCCUAACCCUCCUAACCCGCUUCAGCGAAGUCGCCCCAGACAAGUUCAUGGACAUCGACGAACUCUUCUCCCUCUUCACCGAAUUCCUACGACCCCUCCCGCUCGCCAUCUUCCAGCAUUUCGCCAUGCCGCUGACCCCUUUCCUAAGCCCAAAGUACUCGGCGACCCUCACGGAGAUGCUCUUCCGACCGUUACUAGGCACGAACAACGGAAACGGAUGGGUCGACCAGAAUGCUUUCGAGAAUGACUUUGCGCCUCACGCUGCUAUUACGACGUUGGCAGUCGACAACGCCAAGGUCAGUCUGCUCGUGGAGAGUUUAUUGCGGGCGUUGUGGAAUGCGAACAUCCUCUCCGGGGACGGGGUUUCGUUGAGGGAGAGCGUGGAGAGGGGCAUCGCGGCGCGGGAGGACAAGGUCGCGUUCGAUGGACGGAAGAAGACUGGUAGGAACGGUUUUCUUGACGAACAGGCGAGGACGACGCUGCGGUGCUCGGCGGAGCGGAUGCGGGUUUUGUUGGAUUUGAUGGCUGUUUCGUGA